Molecule: messenger RNA, 825 nt
Organism: Anisakis simplex (herring worm)
Lineage: Eukaryota; Metazoa; Nematoda; Chromadorea; Rhabditida; Anisakidae
Source: the annotation of a GenBank genome assembly
AUUGCACUGGAUGAACACGAAAACAAUCCUGUCGUGACAAUACGCACGAAACAGUUAGCUGAGCAUCUGAAGCUGAACGUAUCUGAUAAAGUGUUCGCUCAGCAUGAGGCUGUUUCGUUAUCAUUGCGAGCGAUCUGUAAUGGAGAUACACCUGAACUUAUUACUAAUUAUCAACUGUCACCAUUUUUGGUUGAAGACGAUGAAACGUUAACUUCCAAUAUCGGCAUUCACUUCAACGCGAGUCAAGUCGAUAUUCAGAAACUGGCCGAAACAUUGCGAAACGAUACAAAACUUGACGAUAUCUUACACGCAUUCGAUGAGAUUAAUUUCUCGCAAUACCAACCACUAGCUUCAUCCUAUAUUCUACCAAUCCUCAAACAGGGCCAAUAUGAUCGAAGGACACCACCAACACUUUUCACGGGACAAAUUGUUGACGUUAGAGUUGGAAUCGAUGUGCAAUCAAUAUCGAAUUUCGAGUUAACAACAAUGGAUUACGAUAUGGACGUUUGGCUGAGAAUGGCAUGGCGAGAUCCACGAUUAGCGCACGGUUUUGACCGACCGAUUAUGAUCAAUGAAGAAACUUUUUUGAAAAAACUCUGGCGUCCUGAUCCGUUCUUCGCGAAUGCUAAAAAAGCAUCAUUCCAUCGUGUCACAUAUCUCAAUUUCUACAUGCUCAUCUUUCCGCAAGGUGAAAUAUUCUUCGAAACGCGCAGAUUAGUUCUGAAACAUAAAGUCCAACUGGAGACAUGGAAACCAAAUGGAAAACAUUUUCAGGUUGUAUCUGAAGCCAAGUUGUCAACUUGUUCUUUGCAAAUAUCCUCAUGA